AUGACGAACAGUCCUCGUACAUCAACAGGAACAUUUGAUGGUGGUGGUGGACAUUCAAUUGUUGAGCAAACAACAGACAUAAUCAAUCGUUUUCGGAACAGUCUUAUUCGAAAUCGUAAAGAGCGCUUAUUAGAUGAAGAUGUUCAAGCAACAGAUAAUAUUGUUAAUCAAUUGCAUUUUAGUGAAUUGAUCGCGAAAGAAACUUUAGGAAAAUUAAUUCUGCAAGGAGAUUCAAUGCAACGAUCUUAUAGUUUAAUUAAUACAUUGCAAAAAGAAAUCAAAGAUAUAGCAGACGAUUUACAUGAAGUUCAUGGCGGAAAAUGUUGUGGUGCUUGCGCAAAUGGUACUCUGUUUGGUUUUGCCUGUUUUGGAUGCUUAAAUAGAAAGAAACAAAAAGGAAAAAGUAACAGGAAAAACAGGAAUCGGAAAAAGCUAUAUCGACAUAAAUUAAUAAAAACAAAUAAAACGUCUCAUGAUUUAAAUUCCAUUGAACAAAAUUUUGAUUCAUUUAGUAGAAUUCGUUGGAGUUCGGCAACAGAACGUGAAGAAAUGAUUACUAGAACACGUGUUUUAGCACGAGAACGACGAGAACAUGCCGAUUUUAUUCAAAUUCUUAAUCAAUUAAACGACAUUAAACGUAAAGAAUCAGAAGAAAAUGAUAAAAAAUUGAAUAAAACUAGGGAUUAUCUUUUACAGCAUCAUUCAUUAGCUUAUGGAUAUAUUGAUCAGCCUGAAUAUUUGAUGAAUGAAAUUGAUAUGGCAAUUAACUUUACUCAGUUAAAUACACACUUGGAUAAUUUAUUACAGAUGACUGAAAUAAUGACUGGUGAAGUUAAUAAACAUAAUAUUGUUAUUACUAAAAUUGAAGCACAAGCGAUGGAAAGUGGAAAUCUUCUAACUGAUUAUACAUUAUUUGGUCAUAAUAUAUUAGGUUCAUCGCCAACACAAAUUCAAACAGUAACAAAUACAAGUACAGACUCAUCAAGCUUUGGUGCGGCAUUAGGCAUAUCGACUGGACAAAAAGUACUUAUGAAUUCUGUAUUGUAG
This is a messenger RNA of Rotaria socialis, 1047 nucleotides long. Lineage: Eukaryota; Metazoa; Rotifera; Eurotatoria; Philodinida; Philodinidae. The record is from the annotation of a GenBank genome assembly.